AUGUCAAUAACACUCCGCCUCUCCAGCCGGCAUCAUCCUCGACUGUCUUCGUCGGCGCCAGCUCUGAUACCGAUACCGCGUCUCGCCGCGAAGCGUUAUUCGAGAUUAUGCGCGUUAUCGGUAGACACUCCAGAACAGGCAGGGGUGGGGUGUAGGGCGAGAAGGGAAUGGGCGAACGGGCAGCUGGGUUUAGGAGGCGUACCAAGGGUGGCUAGGCGGAGUGGGGGGGUUCUUGGAAUACGGUCGCAUUCUACAAAACCGACUUCUACCACCAAGGACAAACCCCAGCACGCCCAUACGCACAAACAUGAAGAUGGAGAGGAGUGUGAUCAUGGUCAUGAUCAUAGUCAUUCGGGCAUCUUCCAUACGCAUGCGCAUGAUCAUUCAGAGGGGGCGGAGCAGCUUAUGGAGGCGCUUUCCAAGGGGCAGAUGGAUAGGGGGACGAGGAUAACGCUGCUUGGACUGGGUAGUAAUGUCGCGUUGACGAUAUCGAAAGGCCUGGCGGGGCUGUGGAUGAAUUCGGCUUCGCUGCUAGCUGAAGCUGGGCACAGUCUUUCCGACUUGUUGGGUGACUUUGUCACCCUUGCCACAUGGCGUAUCUCUCGCAAACCCGCCACCGACGCCUUUCCCUGGGGAUACUCCAAGUUUGAGACGUUUGGAACGCUGACGGUAAGCGUAAUCUUGGUGGGUGGAGCGGUGGGUAUUGGGCUGCAUAGUUAUCACCUGCUGCUUCAAACACUGCUACCAUACCUCGAAACCUUCCCUCCCGGUACCCUCCUCCGCUCAUUGGCGCCCCAUCUCCCACCUUCCAUCCCCUCACCCCUCCUCGAGCUAUUCCACUCCCACGGCCCAUCGGCUCUCCCGCAUGACCAUGCCGGCGAACACGUUCACUCCCAUGGUGUCGAAGCUGCUACGUCGGGCGCCAUCUUGAACCCUCAUGCGGCGUGGUUUGCGCUGGCGAGCGUGGUGGUGAAAGAGUGGCUGUAUAGAUUGACGUCAAAGGUUGCGAAUGAGGAGCACAGUCCUGUUUUGAAGGCGAAUGCCCUGCAUCAUCGUGCGGAUGCUCUCACUUCCCUCGUUGCCCUGUCAUCCAUCCUCGGCUCUUCCUUUGGCGGCUACACCUUCCUCGACCCCCUCGGCGGUAUCUGCGUCUCCUUCUUCAUCCUCCACCAAGGUCUCUCCCUCUCCAAAGUCGCUUUCCUCGAACUCCUAGACGCCGGCGUCGACAAGAGCACCAAAGCCUCCAUAGAACGCAUAGUCGGCGGACUCGUCGAUGGCAAAGACCUCCUCGGCGUAAGGAACGUCCGCGGCGUCAAGAGCGGGGGUCAGACGUACCUCGACUUGACGGUCGUCGUACCGCCGCAUAUGACCGUGGUCGACUCGCACAACGUGGAGCAGAGGGUGAGAGAGGUGGUCAUGCGCAAGAGGAAGGAGGUGCGGGAGGUCAAGAUCCAUGUGCAUGGGGACGAUCCGAAUGAGCUGUUGGUCGUGCAAGAUGGGGACGGUGGGAAGGUGGCGAAGAAGGGCAAUGGGAAGGUUGUUGUUGGGGUAACGAGUGAUUUCGGGAGGGAGGGGUGUUGA
Messenger RNA from Cryptococcus wingfieldii CBS 7118, 1581 nucleotides. RefSeq names its product mitochondrial protein with role in iron accumulation. The record is from RefSeq and is a predicted model, not a curated record. Gene Ontology annotation, cellular component: membrane. Bases 1 to 1581 code for a protein of 526 amino acids. Gene Ontology annotation, molecular function: monoatomic cation transmembrane transporter activity. NCBI's taxonomy places the organism in Eukaryota, Fungi, Basidiomycota, Tremellomycetes, Tremellales, Cryptococcaceae. Gene Ontology annotation, biological process: monoatomic cation transport; transmembrane transport. The transcript has 5 exons.